CAGCCUCGCUGUUCCCGGGAGAGCGGAGCAGAGCGCGACGGGGCGAGAAGCAUGUGGGUGUUUGGCUACGGCUCCCUCAUCUGGAAGGUGGAUUUCCCAUAUGAGGACAAGAUGGUCGGAUACAUCACCGGGUACAGCCGGCGGUUCUGGCAAGGCAGCACGGACCACCGCGGAGUGCCGGGCAAGCCUGGAAGAGUUGUGACACUAAUUGAAGAUCCUGAGGGCUGCGUGUGGGGUGUUGCCUAUAAAUUGCCACUAGGACAAGAAGGUGAAGUAAAAGCGUAUCUUGAUUUCCGAGAGAAAGGUGGCUACAGGACUACAACUGUCAUUUUCUAUCCCAAAGAUCCUUCAGUGGAGCCGUUUGAUGUGCUGUUAUAUAUUGGAACCUGUGAAAAUCCUAAUUACCUCGGACCAGCACCUCUAGAAGAAAUUGCCCAACAGAUCUUUAAUGCAGUUGGUCCCAGUGGAAGAAAUACAGAAUACUUGUUUGAACUCUGCAACUCCCUCAGGGAUCUUGUACCAGAAGAUGUAGAUGAACAUCUUUUUACUUUAGAGAAAUUAGUAAAGAAACUCUUGGAACAGGAACAAAAAAAUCUUAAUUCCAUAUAAAAAUCACCUUGUGGUUUCAAACAGUCUCUUCAUCUUCAGAAUAACGGUUUUAUUGCCGACAAGUGUAUAACUUGAUGUUUCACCUGGACUUUAAGAUAUUAAUUUUCAUGUUUCAUUCAGGGCACUACUGAUAUUGAUCAGUAGAAAAUUAUGUUUAAAGCUAUGUCUUCAGGAGUUUAAGGGAGGAGGAGCUUUGAAUUUUGGUAAAAAAUUUAAAGAAUGCUUUUUUCUCCAUUUCUCAAAUAUGAAGAAAUAAUUUAGACCAGAUUUAGGUUUGAGGGAAAACUUUGCUUUUAAGUUAGAAUUUUUUUCCUUUUAAAAAUGUAGUUUUGGACUAGAUCCUGCACACAGACUAUGGAUGCAGACUAUGGAUAGACUAUGCAUACUUACUCAGAGGUAAGUCCCCUUGAACAAAGUGAGACUUUCUUCUGGUGGUAUACAUGCAUAGGAUUGAGCUGUACGUGGCAACUUAGGCCUCAAUCACACUUGUAGUCCCAAUGGGGCUUGUGGGGUAUAGCAUCAACACGGAAAUCCUACAUACAUUUAUUUGGUGGGAAUAAGUCCCAUGAAAGUAAAUUCAGUAGUAUUCAAUGUAAAGAUGCACAUGGCUGAGCUGUAAGUGGCAAUUAUUCCUAUGCCAGGACUGGGCUCUUUUUACGGCUACAUUAGAUAUGUUUUAGAAACCACUCAUGACAGGGUAUUCAUCAUUUAGUUCAACUCCAUGGACUUAGUGAUUAUACAUCUAUAGAACUAUUUGCCCUUUAAUAAGAUGAGCAAAUAGUUAUACAUGAAGGAAACUUCAGUGCCAAGAUCUUCAGAAGCAAUAAGUAACACAUACCAUAUUGGUGCCUUACAUUUUUAUCACUUUUUUUUUUAAAAGAAGUUAUAAUUAGGGAUAUGACUUGUAUCUACAAUAGCAAGAACGUUCAGAAACUCCCAUUCUUAAAUCACCAGGCAUAAUAUGUUCAAAAAAUAUUGAAGUGAGCUGAUAACAAAUGACCACAAUGUUGAGAUCUACUUUGGACCUAUCCUGGUGACUUUAAGCUUCAUGAAUGAAACUUCAUAGUAGCCCAGUCCUCAAAGUUUUCUACUACCAAAGCAGCAGUGGGAUCAAGCACUGAAUUAUGCAGUUUUUGUAACUGUUUGCUUCAGACUAAUUCCACUGUCUAAGUGCACACAUGACAAGUGUGCAAGACCACAGCCUGCUUCUGAUCUCCAGCACUGUUAAGAGAUCAGGAGUCCCCUCUUCUUUCCCUCUGUGUCAUGAAUUCCUGGCUUCUUCGUUGGCUUUAGUGAUGGACAAACUCCCCUUGGCUCACCUCAACUUCCAAGAGCUUGGAAAAAUGAGUGGAUUAUAUUGCAACCCCCACCGCCAGUCCCUGGCAUUUCUUGUCAGGCACACACACAAAUGGUUCCCUUUGCAAAGUGGAAGAGGGUCGCCACUUUGAAUUGGAAGGCAGAUGAAAUUGAAUCCCAUAUUCCCUGGCAGUAAAUGCUCUGGAAUGUCAUUUCUGUCUAAAGAGAAGCCUAGCAAAGCAUCUCCAAAGGCGCUCUUCUCUCUACUGGUACUCUCCCCACCACCACCUUCUUAAAGGUAUUGGGGAGUUUUGCUUGCAGAAGGAGUGGAGGGUUGGUUAGCAGUUGGAGAAGAGGUGAAUGCUAUUGUAAUCCAGACCUGAACUUGGAGGCAUCCAGGUCUGACCUGCAGUGGGGUAAGGCUUUUGGGAUGAGAGUGGCUCAUAUUUUGAACUUUCCCUGAGCCUGGCUACCUUCACUAGUCAGCUUAAUCAUGGCUUUGCAUUACAUAUGCAUGAAUACAAACUCUAGCUGACGCGAACUAUAUCUUCUCCUAACCAAAAUUUGCUAAUGUUAAUUGUUAAUAUGAGACGUCUGGGCAGCAUCCCCUACAGUUGCAAUUCUACGUAAUGCUGAACUAUGGCUAAAGCUGGCAAGUGAAGGAAGGAAAUAAGUGCAUGAGGUCACAGCCCACUCCCAAUAUUUUAACAAUAGAUAAGAGAUCAGCAGUGUUACAUCUGCAUGAGGCCAGAGACUUGAGAAGGAACACUGUAGAAUGAACUCUUUGAAGAUUAAAGCUGGUUUAUUGGUAAGCUGCAAAGAUCUGCUCAGUUCUGUGCACCCAGCGGUGCUUUGAACUUUUGUUUCUUGAAGAGCGCCCCCACCCACCCCUACGGGUAACAAAAUACUUUUGAAACCAUGAGAAGUUGCAAACAUGGGAAUUGGUUUCAGAGCCAAAGUCAACAUUCCCACUGAGUGAGCACAAGUUGUUGGGUUAGCCUAAAGCAAAGGAGGGAAGAAAGUAGAUCUCCAGAUGUUCUGGACUUCAACUUCCAACAUUCCUGACCAUUGGCAGUGCUGGUAAAGGCUUCUGGGAAUUGAAGUCCAAAAUAUCUGGAGAUCUACCAUCUGUCCACCCCUGGCCUAAAGUACCUCUUUGGAUCCAGAAUAUUGUGUUUAGAGUUGAGUUGAAAGUUGCAUAGCAAGUUACUGGGACUUAACCUCAGCAAUCAUUUAGGCACUUCUGAAACUUCUACUCCAUCUACCAUCCUUCGUCUGCGCAACUCCCCUCAAAAUGGAUGGCCACUGUAUUAACUUCUCCAGGGGGUAAAUGAUAGCCUCAUUACAGUAGAUUAACAGAAGGAGUUUCCGUCCCAACUGUGAAUUUUCUUGCUUCUCAGAGUUUAAGUUAUUUUCUUUUAAGCCUUCAACUAAAGCAUAUUUUUGUAUUUUAAUAUAUUAAAAGGUUCUCUUUAGCAUGUCAAGUGCUAUCCCAUUCUCAUAUAGCAAAAAAUGGCUCUGUAUUUGUGUCUGCUGUUUACACUGAAGCCUGUACGACUUUGCAUCAGUAACAGAACAAUUAUUUAUGUUUUGUGUUCAUAAACCACGUCUAUUUUCCUUUUUUAUCAGUUAUGUGUAAAUGGUCUACUGAACUCUCUCAUUUAUUAGAGAGGACACCUGCGUUCAACUGUCUGAGGGUGGGGGGAAUGUGUGUGUUUCGGGGCGGCGGGAUGGAUCUCUUCUACAGACCAUAAAUUGCUUCUUCAA
This is a messenger RNA of Elgaria multicarinata webbii, 3672 nucleotides long. RefSeq names its product ChaC glutathione specific gamma-glutamylcyclotransferase 2 (gene CHAC2). The record is from RefSeq and is a predicted model, not a curated record. The transcript is spliced from 3 exons. Gene Ontology annotation, molecular function: glutathione specific gamma-glutamylcyclotransferase activity; gamma-glutamylcyclotransferase activity. NCBI's taxonomy places the organism in Eukaryota, Metazoa, Chordata, Lepidosauria, Squamata, Anguidae. The coding region runs from base 52 to 609 and encodes 185 amino acids. Gene Ontology annotation, cellular component: cytoplasm. Gene Ontology annotation, biological process: glutathione catabolic process.